Molecule: messenger RNA, 879 nt
Organism: Dujonia railenensis
Lineage: Eukaryota; Fungi; Ascomycota; Pichiomycetes; Serinales; Debaryomycetaceae
Source: the annotation of a GenBank genome assembly
AUGCUUAAGUGUGGACUAUUUAGAGGAAUUCCUAAGGGUGCCUUGACUCCUGGGUUACAGGCAAGAUUGCCAGUCACAAGAGUGCCGGGUGCAAGCUUGCAAGCCGUGAAGUUUUAUUCCACACCAGCCAGAGCCAGAAGGAACGACAAUAAACCUAAAUUCAGAUACUUGGUUUACACGUUUCUCUUUUCAUCUGCAUGUUUAGUCUUUGUUGCUCUGCAAGUUGACAAGAAGCCACCACCGAAAACUAACUUUUCAGAGAAGGAAUUCCAGGAAUAUGAAGAUACUACCCACUUGAAAAGACGUCACAAGAUUGUACAUGACAGCGAGAAGAACAAGGUUGAAUUUUUCGUUAUUCCAUACUCGCAUGAAACGUUAACAGAAGAGCAAAUCUCUAAAAGAUUGAAGAGCUCUGGCGUGGAUAACGGUCAAGUGAAGGUUAUUGAUCCUCAACAGUUGAUUGAUGCAGAGAUCAAGGACACUUCCAAGAAAUUCCUGUACCUCUUACAAGACUUGAACGUCACAGGCAAGCCAUACCCCAAAGGAUUAGUGACUGCUUUGAUUAAGGAAAAUGUAAGGGAAUACUUGGAAAAGACUAACAAUGACGAAAACGUUGUGAAAACAUCAUUUUUCAUUACCAAUUACCCCAAGAACACGGACGAGGCAAUCAAAUUUGAAAAUGAUGUCGGCGACAUCAAAAAGUGCGUGGUUUUGCACUAUGAUAUGUUGAAUGAGUUGCCUAAAUUGGGGAGUGAAUACUCUCAGCUUGUAAAUAACGUGGUUGGGUACUUCGAUACCGUCGGAAAGGCAGCAACUGUGAUCACCAAAUGGGACGAAAUGGACUCAAAGUUUGAAGAAAUCGUUCUCAAAGACAUAUAG